Messenger RNA from Metopolophium dirhodum (rose-grain aphid), 1099 nucleotides. Its product is annotated as gamma-interferon-inducible lysosomal thiol reductase-like. The transcript has 5 exons. Lineage: Eukaryota; Metazoa; Arthropoda; Insecta; Hemiptera; Aphididae. The coding region runs from base 172 to 876 and encodes 234 amino acids. Gene Ontology annotation, molecular function: oxidoreductase activity, acting on a sulfur group of donors, disulfide as acceptor. The record is from RefSeq and is a predicted model, not a curated record.
UGUCUCGAGCACCCGUACCCAUACACACGCGUAUUGUGGAUAAACGGACGGGGACGUGUGGUGCGGUUAUAUAGGCACGACCAAAACGGACUUACAAUCAUUUAAUAUAAUUUUACCGAGUACGACUGUAUAGUUGUGUAGGUCGUAAAUCGCAAUAAGCUGUCCUCAGAAAUGAUCGCUAGUACCGCAUUUUCCGUCAUAUUUUUAUUGGUAAUAGUUACUAAGACUAGUUCGAUGGAUUUAGCUACCGCCAAAAAAGUGUUGGCAAAGCCUUUGUACGACGCGCCUCACGCCGACAAUCAAAACUCCGUGCCCAAAAUAACCGUGUCGAUAUACUACGGAAGCUUGUGCUCGGAUUCCGUAGACUUGUUCCAAAAUCAAAUAGGACCAAACUUGUCAAAAUUUCAAAAAUAUGUCAACUUUGAUUUCGUGCCUUUCGGAAAAUCUGACAAAAAAAUAUUCGAAGGAAGAUGGUUUUUUAAAUGUCAAAACGGACUAACUGAAUGCAUGAAAACUAAAUGGCAAGCAUGUAGCAUUCAUGUACUACCGUCCAAACUGCAAUUAUUGGCUAAUUAUUUGGUCUGUUACAUGAGUUCUAAAGUUGAAACGCAUUCGGGAUAUCAAUGUACGAGAAAUAUGGGCUUGUACGAUGACUACUACGGCAAGAUAAAGAAAUGUUUUAUGAACAGAGAAUUUAGCGAUUUGUUAAUGGUUCAGUACAGCAAUCGAACACAGACUGUUUUACCACAAUCGGCUCAGAUUCCUUCUAUUGUCAUUAACGGGGUGUACAACGAAAUGGAACAAGAUGAAGCAAAAAAUAAUUUGCGGAACGUUAUAUGCAAAUAUAUACACCCUAAGCCCGUUGGAUUGUGCUAACUAAUUGAAGAAAAACUACUUUAAACAAUUUAAUACCCGUCCAGUAUAAAAAAAAAAUAAUAAAAUAACACUAUAUUAAGCGUUAUUUUAACUUUUUUUUUUUAACUCAUAGUUUAUGGUUAAAAUAUUAAUACUUACAUUGUACUACUACCUACUUUGUAAAAUGUAUAUUAUAAUUUGGUGUAUCAUCAUUUCAAAAUACAAUUUUUACGUUAUAAUAUUA